AUGCUUUCACCUGAUAUUGAGUUAUAUUGCCAUGCUAUUAUUUCAAGAAUGAAAGAAGUUAUCAGAGUGCAAGAUCUUGAAGUUCUUACACCAGAUAUUGAUCCCGAUUUUCGUGCUGAAAUCAAAGAAGAAGAAUUCAGAUCGUUAGUUGCUGCAUUUCCAGCUAGAUUCCAUCCAGAUGAAUUAGCAGCCUUAGUUCACAAAUACAAGAAAGAUAAAUACAUUGAUUUUGCUAGAUUUAUUUCGGAUUUAGUUCAUCCAGAUCAACCUAUAGAUAUCGUUAUAACUCCAGAAUCUCCUAAAAAGAAACUUCCUUCAAAGUAUGAAGAACUCGCAAGAUAUUUAUAUGACAGAUGCACUAAUCUUUCAGAGGCAAUGGCACCUUAUGAUAAAAAUAACACUGGUAAAGUUACUGCUGAUCAAUUUUGCCGUGGCUUUCUCGGAUUUGAUUCAGCAAUGCAUGUUUUCAGGCUCGCUGUUGAUCGUAAUACAAACCAGGUUGAUUACAGACAACUUCAACGUGAAAUCAACACGAUCGAUCUCAAAUUCACAGCUCAAGAGUCAAACUUCGCUCCAGAUCAGAUCCCUGACAUCGUACGUAAGUUUGUUCAACAAGUUAACUCUCAUGGUAUUAUUUUGCAAGACGUUUUCAUCAAAUUGAGCGCGCAUACAGGAUUCUCUGAUCCACAGCAAUUCUUACAGACACUACGAACACUCAAACUUGCAUUUACAAUUGCCGAUUAUCAAGAAAUUACAAAAGCUUUCACAAAAGAAGGCAGAGUUGACGUUAAAUACUUCCUUCGUGUUGCAAACCUUUACUCACAGGAGAAAUACGUCCCUCCACCACCAGAAGUUGUCAUAGAACAUGUCAAAGCCAGAUUAAUUGAUUUCAUUAAUGAUCGUCGUCUUAAUAUCUGGACAAUGUUCAAGCCAUAUGAUCGUUCAGGUAAUGGCCUUGUUCCUAAGACAAUUUUCGUCAAUACUCUCAUUGCUUUGCAAUUCGAUAUCACAGAUCGCGAAAUCCGUGAAUUUGUCGACACUAUUACAGUUGAUGAAGACAAAUAUGUCAACUACAUUGAGUUUGCAAAGGUCGUUUACGCACGCCGUGCAGUUAAUUUCGACGAAACAAUUGAUUCUGUAUUAGAAAGGCUCAGAAACCAUGUUAUCGAGAAAAGUGUUAGACUUGCAAGAUGCCUUUCUGUUUAUGACCGUGAGAAGUCCGGAUUAAUCUCCACAUCUCAAUUUAUUGCCGCUCUUCGAAGAAUUCAGUUUACUUUGACAGAAAAAGAUAUCUCAUUGAUCAGAGAUCAUUACGAGGAAAAGAAGAUGAGGCAUUUCUUGUUGUGGCGCCACAUUUCGGAAGAUGUCGAUAUCCAACAAGGUCCUGUUGGCAACAUGUCUGCAAGCAGCAGCAAUCUCCAGUUCUCACCUUCCAUGCGUGAGAUCCUUUCUUCAUCUAGAACAAUGACCACUUAUAAUACAAUUCAAGUUUCAUCAUCAAAUCCAACAGAAAACCGUCCAGUUCCUGAUAAUUUGAUCCCUGUUUUUGGUCGUAUCUUCAAGCGAACAUCAGAUUUCGGAAUCGAUAUUGCAGAUGAGUUCCUUCGUAAAGAUAAACUCAAGAAAGGACGUGUUCCAAGAGCUUUCUUCAUUGAGACAAUUUCAAUGGUCAACAUCCAAUUGUCCGCACAAGAAUUAUCUGAUCUUUGCCAAUUCUACACUUGCCAGAACAGCACAGACAUCUAUUACAUGUCGUUCCUUAAGGAUGUCGAUGAAUUCGGUACAUUGGCCGCAGAUACAUUGCACGAUGACGAUAACGAAGAAGAAUCGAAGCCGGAAGAAGAAGUCAAAAACGACGAUUAUUCUUAUGUUCCUCCUCCAGAGGAAUGUCGCACAACGAGAUCUCUCGAGAAGUCAGAUGUCCCUCACGAUUUGGAGUCAGACUUGGCACAGCUCAAGUUCGGAUGCGCUAGAAUGCAUAUUGAUCCAAUCGAUAUGUUCAAAGAUUUCGAUAAAAAGAGGACAGGAAUUGUUUCGAAGUCUAAUUUCGCUAGAUGCAUUUCAAAUAGCGGAAUCAGACUUUCUCAAUCAAUUAUUGACUCGUUAUCGAAUCAUUUCAGCGAUACAAAGAAGACAGAUAAUGUCAACUACUUGAGAAUACUCAAGGCUAUCGAUGAAAACGCAAACCACGUUAAUUACGCCAACAUUUCAACUGAUGAGUUGGAAACAAUCAAAUUACAGUCCCAUAAAUUCAUGGAAAGACUGAAACAGCAGAGAAAGACAAUCGCUAACGUUUUCGAUAUUGUAGAAGACCAAGAUGCAACAAUGCCUGAAGCUGAUUUCGUAACAAAGGUUUCACAGGCUUGCCCAACACUUACAAAUGACUACUUAAGACUCUUCGUGAAGAAGUAUAGGGCAGAAACGAAUGGAAUGGUUUACUACAUGAGAUUCGUUAAUGAUUGCAACAAAGAAGCUUUAUUAUUCUAA
Messenger RNA from Trichomonas vaginalis G3, 2487 nucleotides. RefSeq names its product EF-Hand calcium-binding domain-containing protein 6-related family. Lineage: Eukaryota; Parabasalia; Trichomonadida; Trichomonadidae. Bases 1 to 2487 code for a protein of 828 amino acids. The transcript has a single exon. Gene Ontology annotation, molecular function: calcium ion binding. The record is from RefSeq and is a predicted model, not a curated record.